Haliotis rufescens (red abalone) is the source of this 9399-nucleotide messenger RNA. RefSeq names its product ankyrin repeat domain-containing protein 50-like. The transcript is spliced from 4 exons. The coding region runs from base 716 to 4900 and encodes 1394 amino acids. Gene Ontology annotation, molecular function: protein binding. The record is from RefSeq and is a predicted model, not a curated record. NCBI's taxonomy places the organism in Eukaryota, Metazoa, Mollusca, Gastropoda, Lepetellida, Haliotidae.
UAGUCUUUGUGGACGGCGGUGUGUAAAAAUAGCAUCGUAACGUUUUCAAUGGAAGCCUCCUCCGUGUGGUAGCGAGGUGUCUAUGUUGUGUAUAGGGGUGACUUGGAGGUGUUUUUGUUUGGUACAUACUAAGGUUUUAGUGCAGAUUUGCUGAAUUUCUCUCUAUGUGAGAGAAAUCGUACCAGAGCUAAUUAUGCAUGGAGAGCAUAUCGCCACACAGUCGGUGGUUCGUUCGAUCGUGUGUCGGAAGCCCGGUCGCUCUGAAUGACAGCCAAGCGUCGGCAUGAGCGGCGGAAAAUAUUCUGAUCUUGGAUUAUAACAGGAUUUCUGACAGAACCCGUGACCUGCGAGGAGUGAGGUCGACUAGAGCAAGGGGACAAGACCAGCCCAAGGCGGUCACGUUGCAGACGGGCCCGACCCCCCUCUCAACCCCACCCCACGAUCAGUACGCGAUGUGGGGCCUGAAGUGGAGUGUGCUGUGAGAACAAGCAGUCUGCUUAGGUUUAGGGUCAUCGAGAGCAGUGGAAUGGUUUGUUACCAGGGAGAUAGAAUUGUGUCAUACUGGAGAUUAUAAUGCGAGCCGUAACGAGUUAUUGUUAACCGUGAUGUUAAAUUUGAACAAGUGAAUUACCCUUGGACUGGUGUUACACCAGCGUGUUGUGUUAUGCCUGAUCUACGUUGUGUCGUCUGCUAGCCAGGCGGUUUUCGACGAGUUAUGUCGUCUGCUCCCUGCAGUAUCAACAUGACCCAAAGUCUUCUGCAAGGAAAGCGGUUCUUUUGCCGUGAGUGGGCCUUCUCCAAGGUGAACCAUUGUGUUGAACAUAGACCCUCAUCUAAGACCUGUGGGGCGUUAAUUAUGGGGGGUCCUGGGUGUGGGAAAACCGCCCUAUGUUGCGAGCUGGUGUGGCCGACUGUGGUUCAAGGCAAACAGGCGACACUGAACAAACGCUUGCUUGCUUACCACUUUUGCCAAGCAAACGAUAUUGAGACCUUGUCUUUGGUCAAUUUUAUUCGCAAUCUUGUCGAUCAAUUGUCAAAAUCGGACUUACUUAUAGGCUACAGAGAAAAGAUCCAAGAACCGUCUAUACAAAGAUUAUUGGAGCCCUCGGAAUGUGAACGCGAUCCUGAUGAGGCUUUCAAACAGGCGGUUCUGCAUCCACUGUGCGCAAUUGACCCGCCGAAAAGCACGUUAUUCAUGAUUGUAGAUUCUAUAGACGAGUCGUAUUUGCAGACAAUCAAUGAUAGAGUCAACUGUAGCAGAACCCUAGCUGAAUUACUUGCAAAUCACCACCCUUUAUUCCCCGAAUGGUUACUCCUAGUGUGUUCCUCUCGUAAACAAAGCAAAUCAGUAACUCGAAUGUUCACAGGCUUCAGAAAAAUUAGCCUGGACGAUCUUAGAAAGUCUCACAUUGUUCGUGAUGUGCAACAGUACAUUCUGUGUCGACUGGACCAAGAGGAGGCCCUCCGGCAACAUUUGAGCAAGGAAACAGCUGAAAUGCUAAACCAGCUUCACAUUAAAAGUAAUGGCUGUUUCCUGUACUUAGAGAAAGUUUUGGACGGAGUGGCAGAGAACUUUAUAAUGUUACGUGAAAUUCGAGAGAUCCCUGGCACACUUAACGGGUUGUAUCUCUGGCUAAGCCAACGAUUGUUUGUUCGGAAGCAAUUUGCUAAAAUACAACCAAUUCUAAACGCCAUUUUGGCGUCCCGUCGGCCGAUGACACAGGAUGAAUUAUUCUCAUGUGCCCAGGCUUGCUCGGGAAGUUUAAGCAGAGAGGAGUUUGACAGACGAUUGCGGCUCAUGUCAAAGAUCCUCAUUGAUGGUAAAGAGGGGACAAAGAUACUUUUUCACCACAGCUUUGCUGAGUGGCUACUUGACGUAAAACACUGUACCCAGAAAUAUCUGUGCAAUGCUAGUGAAGGCCAUGGGAUGCUCGCUAUGCAUGCCACUCGCAACGCGCCCAAUCUCACACCGGCGGAAGUUCAGGACUUCGCUUUACAUCUGGUGAGGACGAACUUUCAGGCUCCCAUCCAACAUUACCACAUAGUACAGUGGUUGCUCUUAUCUGGGGCGAACGUCGAAGAUAGCUUGUCUGUAGGCCUCCCUAAAGAUCAGAAAGUUCUCAAACUUUUACUGGACGCUGGGGCGAAGAUGCCGUCUAAUGAGGUUCGCCCUAGUGGUAUUACUGAGCCGUCGGCGAAAGAUGAAUCCGAGUCGGUGAAAGACCUUCAAGAUAUCGAUAUUCCUCUUGACCAAGUGGACAGCAAUGGCCGGACGCUGCUUCACACCGCUGCCCAUCAGGGCAAUCUGCAGGUGGUUAAUUUACUCCUGACAAAAGGGGCUAACAUAGAAGCUAUUGAUAAGACAGGCCAGACUCCGCUUAAUUUGGCGGCCAGGCAGGGAUACGCCGAAGUUGUUGAGGUCCUGCUUAAGGCUAAAGCCGAGGUCGACCACGCCGACAACGACGGCUGGACGGCGUUGAGGUCGGCGGCCUGGGGUGGACACACCGCUGUGGUGGGUAUUCUACUGAAGGCUGGAGCGAAGGUUGAUCAUGCUGACAGUGAUCAGAGGACUGCCCUCAGGGCAGCUGCAUGGGGUGGACACGAGGACAUUGUUUUGAAAUUGCUCGAACACGGCGCGAAUGUAAACAAAGCUGACAACGAGGGCAGGACUGCUCUCAUUGCGGCAGCGUACAUGGGGCACGUGGAGAUCGUGCAACAUCUUUUGGAUUACCAGGCGGAUAUUAACCACGAGGACUGUGACGGUCGGACGGCGUUGUCAGUGGCAGCGUUGUGCAUUCCUGCAAGCGAAGGACAUGAGAAAGUUGUCAGUUCCCUGUUGGAAAGAGGGGCUGAGGUCGACCACCAGGACCAUGACGGCAUGACGCCGUUGGUCGUCGCCGCCUACGAGGGCCAUAGCGACGUUUGUGAGCUUCUGUUGGAGUGGGACGCCGACGUUGACCACAGCGACCACAACAACCGGACAGCAUUGUGGGCAGCAGCGUCUAUGGGUCAUGCUAAGGUGGUUGCUCAGCUGCUCUUCUGGGGUGCGGCUGUCGACCACAUCGACGCCGAAGGACGUACCGUAUUGUGUGUAGCGGCAGCACAGGGUAGUGUAGCCGUUGUCCAACAACUACUGGACAGAGGUCUGGAUGAAAUGCACCGGGACAACUCGGGAUGGACACCGCUACAUAUGGCUGCAUAUGAAGGACACACUGAGGUUUGUCAGAUCAUCAUUGAACAAGGUGCCAAGAUAAAUGAGAUUGACAAUGAUGGACGAACUCCACUCAUCCAUGCAGCUCAGGAAGGUCACGCUCCAGUUGUUGCCUGUCUCCUGGAACACCAUGCACACAUCGACCACCGAUCACACGACGGCAAGACAGCUCUCCGAGUUGCAGCCCUUGAAGGUCAUCGUGAUGUCCUGGAGAUUCUGGUGACGGAAGGUGGCAACAUCAACUACAAAGAUGCUGAUGGCAGAUCAACGCUGUAUGUCCUUGCCUUGGAGAAUCAGUUCAACAUGGCCCAGUACCUUCUAGAGGUCGGUGCAGAUGUUGAGAGCGUCGAUCUUGAAGGCAGAACAGCCCUCCAUGUUGCUGCAUGGCAGGGUCAUUUCGAGAUGGCCGAGCUGCUGAUAAUGCAUGAAGCUGAUGUGAAUGCAGUGGACAAUGAUCAGAGGACGUCCCUGCAGUCAGCGGCAUGGCAAGGUCAUGAGAAGGUGGUCCGUCUGCUACUGGAGAAGGGAGCACAUGUGGACCACACUUGCAACCAGGGAGCUACAGCUUUGUGUAUCGCGGCCCAGGAGGGUCAUGAGGAAGUUGUGCGAGUGUUGUUGAAGUAUCAUGCAAAUCCUAACCAUGCUGAUCAGUUUGGUCGGACUCCUAUUCGUGUGGCUAUGAAGAGUGGACAUACAUCUGUGUGUAAGAUUCUUGAAGACUUUGGUGCAAUGCCAGUGAAUGGUACGAAGAGCCGGAGCUCCUCUUCCACUUCCAGUAAUGAGACGCGACCACUCACGACAAAUCCUCCCAAAGGGGGUGCUAUUGCGGGGCACCCUCAUCCUAUCCACAGCUCACCAUCUGACUCACCAGAGUCAACAUUUGACCGGAGAAAAUCAUACCACUCCAACAACUCGUCGAAAUCCUCCAGCAACCUUACAUCUUCCACCAAUCAGAGCUCACAGAGCGGGAAUGUCACAAAGGCGGAUGGUGAGUGUUUGACCUUCACUCAACAGCUUCAACAGUGCUCUAUGGGCAAGAACCGUUCUCGCCCAAUCUCUCGAGUUCUUUCCCCUGUGAGUGAGCCUCAAUCCCCAGUGCAAUCCCCACCUACAUCUCCCGUUGGAGAAACCCCUAAAUUCCCGACUUCUGGAGGACCUGUCUCUCCAUCCCUGGAACAUAAUAUUAACAUUCUCAACCCCUCUCCUGUGAAAAGUGCAAGCUUGAAACAGGAGAAAAUCUCUGCCACUAUCAACAUCAUUACUAACCCUAAUGCUGAGAUCAUGAACAGUUGUGAUGAGCCAGUUUGGCAGCUCAAUCCAGCACACUUCCAGAACAUGAAACGGAACCUGCUCCAACAGCGGGGAAUUGUUCCAGACUCUCCAACCAAGAUGGUGAUGGGACAGAGUGCUCUACACAUGCGCUCACCAGAAAUGAGACGGAAACGGAACGGAAUUGUUACCAAUCCAAAUAUCACCAAAAGCCCAGCUGCAGUGACUGGUCAAGAGAUUCUGAAGAGCCCUGGAGUAAAUGGACAUGGUCAGUCGACCUACAACAAGCUGUCCAGUGAUACCAAGGAACCAGUGAGUCCUAUACAUGCCAAUGGCUUUUCAAGCAUCCCUUCAGGAUCCAGUAGGAAAGGUCCUCAACGGCCCAACGGACUGUCCCUCAAGAAAGAAACCCCACUGUAAGACGUCCAUGAUGGAACAGUGGCCCGGUUGCUAUGGAUACGGAACGUCUCGUACUUUUGAAUAUUCAAAUUCAUUCGUGGAGCUCCUGACAGGGUGUACUUCACCCAAUUACGACAUGAGUGCUUAGAAUGGGCAAAAUCGGCAGUAACCCGUCGAGUUUUGACAACUGCUGCCCUUGUGAUACUGUUAGUCAGUGUUGAGAAUUAUUUGGAGUAGAGAGGAGUAUUCUUCAGGAUUCCUGUAAAUUCUGAAGAUAAUAUUUUCCAAAGUUGCUGGAGCUUCAGACAAUAAUUCUUGCCUGUUUUUCUUUAAUCAAAGGACUUAUGGUCGUAUUCUACUUGAACAUUUGCCUGGCUGUGUUAAAUAUGACUUGUUAAUGAAGACUACAUGGCAAUGUUGCCAUUCUACGAGAUAUCGUCUUUUGUCUGCUUAAUAUGUGAUAGUAUGUUAUUUAUUUUUUUAUUUUAUUUUAUUUUAUUAUUUAAACUGACAUUUAGUUAUCAAAAUUAUUUUAUAAAUCUGGAAAAAGAUUUAGAGAAAGAAAUAAUGACCCAAGUAUCAUUUCCUUCUGUAUUUGUAUAAAAUUAACAUAAAGUUAUGAUUAUCAGAUGUAUUUGGAAAACAUUAUGUUGGGUUUAAUCUUGUUUAACCAAGAAGUUGAACAUAUUGAAAUCAAUGCUGACAGAAGAAGUCAUUGCCAUCUGAUUGUUGAUCAGUUGUGUUAACAUGCAUAAUAGAUAUCUCUAUGUGCCAUGUCGUUAGAGUUAGUAUUUAUUAAAGAACCAGUGAUUAUGAUUAUAUAUGCACUUGACAAUAUUAAAAACAGCAUUUCUUCAAUGUUAUGGCUAUUUCAUUCUCAAAAUAACACAAAUUUGUAAUUUCUUCCAGUCACUUCUAUGCAGUUUGGUGAAUAAGCAUAGAAGAGUUACCUCCCCUUAUAUGGUUCUGGCUAAGCAUUGAGGUAGCCUGUGAAAUUUGCUGAUGAUAUUGAGAUUUUGAAAAACAUUAGUUUCACAAAUUAUUCAACAGCAUGACUUUGAUGCCUGUGUCAUUUAUUCUAUAUUUGAAUAUCUGUGAAUAUUGUAUACUAAACCAGUCAUGUUAGAAGUUGCUAUGUCAUAUAAAUGCAGCAUAAUUUUAUGCAAUUAAUUCUUGAAGUUUGCAUGAUAGCUAUUGAGCAAGGAAUCAAAACUGCUUCAACAGGUCACCAAAAGCUUACAGUGCUGAUUACAGAAUAUGUCAUAUUAUAUUGUACAUUUAUGCUACUUAUAUCAACUGUUGAAAUUUGGUAUGUAGACUUGACUAUGAUUCUGGGACAAAAUUGCUUAAAAGUCUCAUUUGUGAUAAAUUGUAAAUAGUUGUUGUCUAAGGCCAUGUUUGACUGUUAUUCAAAACAAUUUUCAAGAUUGCGUUCAAUUUUGCAAGAGCAAUAUAAAAAAUACAAUUAGACCAAAUUCUAAAUUAAAGCUUUUAACCAUUUCAGAUUUGGAAGUCUGUGUCUGAAAUUCUACAGGAACCACUUAGCAAGUCUACAUGCUUGACAAAUAAUGUAUAUGUGUAUAUAUGUAUGUAUGGGUAUCUACACUGUUUAGUGCAUCCUUAUGAUUCAGGGUAGAUAAUUAUGAAUUCCUAGGAUAUCAUUGUUUUACAGAAAGUACAUAUACUCCCCAAAAUGCAAUAAUCAGAAAAAAACUGUUUUGGAGUCUCAUUUUACAGGUAUGCAUUUGCACUGAAAAUUUCUCUCAUUGGAGAGUUAUGUCCCCUAGGCAAUAUGAUCCUAAAGUUGUUGGGUGGAAUUCGCUGUGUAUAAUGUUUGGUCAUGGCCAUAUGGUCACCAAACUGUUAAUCCACCAGGGCCACAUUCCACACACAUUCAACAUGUAGCUCUGAUAUAGCUGAAACAAUGUUCAACACAUUGUAAAAUCCGAUCUCACACAAUCAUGUGAUGCACCUAGCCAACCCCUCUGUGCACAUUGUCUGUACUUUAGGUCUGACACAGGCGCCAUGAUAGAGCACUGUAGUUUGGCCAGUCGUAGUUCACCUAGCUGAAAUUGUUAGCUCGGAUGUGAUUGCGAUUUGAAUUCUAAAAUUAUGAUCUUUGUUUUGGCAACACGACACCAAACCCUAUGAUGUCCUAAGAUUGAAAUACUGGUUCAAGGGACAUUGAACUCAAAUACUUCACUCACUUACAAGCACAUAUAAACUCAGUGAGUGAGCAAUUGUUGUAUAAUGCCGCAGUUAGUAAUAUUCCAGCUGUGUCACAUCAGUCUGUAAAUAAUCGGGUCUUGACCAGACAUAAGACCAAAUUAGCUUGUGGCAGCUACCACCACCCAGGCAGGUCAAACAUGGUCACCACCCAGUUCUUAUAACCACAAGCGUGGGUGUUUACCCAUUCUGUCGGGGAAAGCAAACGAGAAUAUUACCACAGAUCCAAUAGUCAUUGAGUGAGUAGAGUUUAAUGUUGACUUUAACAGUAUUCCAGUAAUAUCAGAGCUUGUAAGUUUUAUGGCAGAGGACCUGAGGUGAUGCAGAUGCAAACCUAGAAACACAACCACAGCGAAACCGGGAUUCAAACCCAUGAUAAUAUUUUCCUGGCAUGCCUCAGGGACUACUCUGCACAGAUGAUGCGGCAUAUUAGCCAAUUCGGCCACCGUGCCUCCCCUUUGAUAUGACAUGUGUGAGAGAUGAAUUAGACUCGGGUAUAAAUAUUCCGAUCUUGAAAUUGGCCGGGGGAAGGAACAGAGCCUUCAUCAUGGUAUAUUAUUCCACAGGAACCUGUACUCCACGGGAAUCGAUACUCCUGGUAUAUUGUUCCACAGGAAUCUAUACUCCUGGUAUAUUGUUCCACAGGAACCUAUACUCCUGGUAUAUUGUUCCACAGGAAUUGAUACUCCUGGUACAUUGUUCCACAGGAAUCGAUACUCCUGGUAUAUUGUUCCACAGGAACCUAUACUCCUGGUAUAUUGUUCCACAGGAACCUAUACUCCUGGUAUAUUGUUCCACAGGAAUCUAUACUCCUGGUAUAUUGUUCCACAGGAAUUGAUACUCCUGGUAUAUUGUUCCACAGGAAUCGAUACUCCUGGUAUAUUGUUCCACAGGAAUCGAUACUCCUGGUAUAUUGUUCCACAGGAACCUAUACUCCUGGUAUAUUGUUCCACAGGAACCUAUACUUUUGGCAUAUUGUUCCACAGAAAUCUAUACUUUUGGCAUAUUGUUCCACAGAAAUCUAUACUUUUGGCAUAUUGUUCCACAGGAAGCUAUACUCCUGGUAUAUUGACUCCCCCAGAACCUAUACUCCUGGCAUAUUGUUCCACAGGAACCUAUACUCCUGGUAUAUUGACUCCCCCGGAACAAAUGUUCAGGGGAACAUAUUUACUCUCACAUAUGCACACAACAUGAUAAAUGCAAUACAUACCACCUUCAAACAAUGAAAUCCCGAAAUCCUAACAGGAAUCAAUGUUAUACACUCUCUGUCAUAAGGCCAUGUACUCUCACAGUCAGCUGUUUUAGAAGUUGCCAUCGUGUUAUAGGCGUGUUAAUGAUUCUAGUCACAGAUGCAAAUUAUGUGUUGUUUCAGAGAAUAAUCCUAUUGUUAAGUGCAAUUAAUGUAAAUGUACAUGCUAUUAACAUGUAAAUGAUAUACGCGGAGAGGGAAAGUGCUGUGCGAUGUGACCAUUGGGGAGAGGGGUGAUGUCGAUUGCCUUGCAAGUAUGUUGUCUAUGGCUUAUUCGUAUGGUUUAAAAUUAAUCAUUACUUUGAGAAACCAAUCACAAUAAUAGCACAUAGUUACUGAUGUUGAUAGUUUACCAAACAUGUUACAGGGAAACUGACUGUUGAUUUAAGCUGGAGAAGAUAUAGGCAUCGGUUAUUGUUAUAUAUAUCAAGGGAAUAUAUAUGUGUAAACCUUUGGCUUUUUUACAUAGCAAUUUAAUCACAAGUUUUAAUAAUAUCAAAAGAUUGGACGAAACUUGCUAUUCCUUAUGAAAAGGAUUUUCCUUUUUCGCUAAAGGUAUCUUUGUUUCAAAACAUACAACGCGCAAGCUGCAAUGAGAUUAGUUUCACGUACUGUAUAUUGAUUGCUUCAGUGAAUUGUUCUUGCAGACCUUGUAAAUGUGUAGUAUAUAUAUAUCCAUGUAUCCAACAAAGUACAAAUGAUAACUAUCUAUACAUUGGGCCCUGGGCCCUGGACUCUGCAUAAAUCAUUGCCACUUUGUUUGAUGAUAGAGAAGCUUUAAGCGUUUAUAUAUUGGAAUGCCAUGUACAUUGUUUUGCGACUGUGUAUCGAGGCAGAAGUUGUUGCUAUGAUACACGGAAUCCCCGCCUGGGAUUUGCUCGACUAUUUAGUUACAUGAAUUUCUGUUCAGUAUUACUGUUUCCUUUAAUGUUUGACCAUUGAUUGUACACAAACAGUGUUUUGUCUGUAUUGUAUGUUUCCACUUCUGAACAAUGUCGGUGUACAAAUCAGCAUGCAAGUGCCAAUAAAACAAUUUGAUAAAGAU